UACAAGUAUUUUUUGUAUUGACAACUAAAGAUUUGCUCUUCUUCUUAUUUCUCCCUGCAACAACGGCCAAAAAAAAUGAGCGCAGUUGCAGACACAAUAACCCAUUGGUUUAAUUUCCCAGAAAACAUCGGAAAAAUAAUGUUCCCUUUGCGGACUCACGACAGUCGUGAGAACGGGAACAAAGUAAACAGUAGCAUUCCGGCCGACAUUUUAGACACUCCCAAGGAGAUCGUUUUCUAUUUAGAUGUUCCGGGCUUGUCCAAAUCUGAUAUCCAGGUUACUGUUGAAGAUGAGAAUACUCUGGUUAUCAAAAGCGGUGGGAAGAGGAAACGUGAGGAAGUAGAAGAGGAAGAGUGUAAAUACUUAAGGCUCGAGAGGAAAGCAGCCCAAAAGCUUAUGAGGAAGUUCCGGUUGCCUGAGAAUGCUAACUUUUCGGCUAUUACGGCUAAAUGUGAGAAUGGGGUUUUGACUGUGGUGGUCGAGAAGCUUCCUCCGCCUCCAAAGCCUAAAACCGUUGAAGUUGCAAUUGCUUGAGAUAAUGAUGAAUGCGUGAGGGCGGUGGCCCAUGGUUUUUGUUUUAACAAAUCAAGUUAUUCUAUGAAAACAGCAAUAGGAGGAUGGAUAUGUUUAGCCGUCGAAGGCUUCCAGGUUUCUCGACUUUGGGAAUCAAACCAUGUUUGUUGUCUUUGGAUGUUGAUCCGUGUAGGUACUUUUGUUUGCAAUGUAAUGUAAUUGGGUAGAUUUGCGCCUCUUCAGUUAUCAGAUACAUUCGUUAUCCACCUUCAGUAUUAAUCUGUCAAUGAGGCUUGACCUCUUUA
This is a messenger RNA of Hibiscus syriacus, 818 nucleotides long. RefSeq names its product 17.4 kDa class III heat shock protein-like. NCBI's taxonomy places the organism in Eukaryota, Viridiplantae, Streptophyta, Magnoliopsida, Malvales, Malvaceae. Gene Ontology annotation, biological process: response to salt stress; response to heat; protein folding. The coding region runs from base 76 to 534 and encodes 152 amino acids. The record is from RefSeq and is a predicted model, not a curated record. The transcript is spliced from 2 exons.